AUGCUGCGUCGCGCUGGCUCUCGCGUUGCGUGUGCUUGCUCGGUUCCACAAGCGCGCUCUCUCCAUUUUCCUAUAACGCCGCCGCCAAUUGAAAUUGAGUACCUGGACAACGACCCGCUGGAGUUUGCCGUCCGCACGGAGGCCCGAAAGUGGCGCUUUGAUGAUAUGGGUUACAUGCGGGAGUUAGCGUUCGUGCGGAUCAACAACAAUCCGACUGUGGGUGACUUUCGAAAUAUGUCACCAGAUGAGCGGCGCAACCUGUUCUGGGGCAGUGAUCGGCAGGAUUUCUUCCGGCACCUAACGUGUACACUAACUGGUUCGCCCGAGCACCUCUACCAUCGCGGCUGGUAG
Trypanosoma brucei brucei TREU927 is the source of this 351-nucleotide messenger RNA. RefSeq names its product cytochrome c oxidase subunit 10, putative. The transcript has a single exon. Lineage: Eukaryota; Euglenozoa; Kinetoplastea; Trypanosomatida; Trypanosomatidae. The coding region runs from base 1 to 351 and encodes 116 amino acids. The record is from RefSeq and is a predicted model, not a curated record.